Messenger RNA from Hippocampus zosterae (dwarf seahorse), 1461 nucleotides. Its product is annotated as peroxisomal catalase-like. NCBI's taxonomy places the organism in Eukaryota, Metazoa, Chordata, Actinopteri, Syngnathiformes, Syngnathidae. Gene Ontology annotation, molecular function: heme binding; catalase activity. Gene Ontology annotation, biological process: response to hydrogen peroxide; hydrogen peroxide catabolic process. The transcript has a single exon. The record is from RefSeq and is a predicted model, not a curated record. Gene Ontology annotation, cellular component: peroxisome; cytoplasm; mitochondrion.
AUGGAGAAAAAAGUGUUGACCACCUCCACGGGGCAGCCUGUGGACGACAACCAGAACUCUGUCACUGCAGGGGAGUAUGGGCCCAUUGCCAUAUCGGAUUUCCAUCUGAUUGACAAGCUGGCCCACUUCGACCGGGAGCGCAUCCCGGAGAGGGUGGUCCAUGCUAAGGGCUCGGGGGCACAUGGGUACUUUGUUGUCACGAAUGACGUCACCAAGUACACCAAGGCCAAAGUCUUCUAGAAGGUCGAUGAGAAGACUCCAGUCUUUGCCAGGUUCUCGACAGUCGGCGGAGAGAAGGGCUCUGCGGACACCCAGCGCGACCCUCGGGGGUUCGCGGUCAAGUUCUACACGGAGGACGGCAACUGGGACAUGGUGGGCAACAACACCCCAGUGUUCUUCAUCCGGGAUCCAGUCAAAUUCCCGGAUUUCAUCCACACCCAGAAACGGAACCCCGAGACCAACCUCCCCGACCCGAACAUGGUCUGGGACUUCCUUUCGCUGGUGCCUGAGAGCACACACCAGGUGACCGUGCUCUACUCGGACCGGGGCACGCCUGACGGAUACCGGCACAUGAACGGGUACUCUUCCCACACCUUCCGCUGGGUCAACAAGAAGGAAGAGAGCUUCUGGGUCAAGUACCAUUUCAAGACCGCCUCGGGCAUCCAAAACCUGCAUGCCAAGAAGGCCGGCGAGCUGAAGGGCUCGGACCCUGACUACUCCCAGCGCGACCUGUUCUUCCAUCUCAAGAGCGGCAAGACCUCGGAAUGGAACCUGUUCGUGCAGGUGAUGCCUGAGGAGGAAGGCUUCAAGUACAAGUGGAACAUCUUCGAUGUGACCAAGGUGUGGCCGCAUUCGGACUACCCCCUCAUUCCGGUCGGCAAGUUGGUGCUCAACAAGAAUCCGGCCAACUACUUCGCGGAUGUGGAGCAGUCGGCCUUCUCGCCGGGCCACCUCAUCCCUGGCAUGGAGCCCUCCAUGGACAAGAUGCUGCAAGGCCGGCUGUUCUCAUACCCCGACACCCACCGGCACCGGCUGGGCGCCAACUACGACCAGAUCCCGAUCAACUGCCCCUACCGCGCCCGGGUGCACAACAACCAGCGGGACGGCCCCGCCUGCGUCAACGGCAACCAGGGCAGCAACCCCAACUACGAGCCCAACUCGUUCAAAAACUACGAGUUCCGCAGUGACGCCAGGUAUGCGCCUUACCGCGUGACGGGCGUGCUGGGGCGGUUCCGGCCAGGCCACCCCAACGACGACUUCGCGCAGCCGGGGGCGCUGUUCCGGAAGGUCAUGUCCGAGAAACAGCGGGGCUGGCUGCUCGAGAACAUCGGCGGGCACCUGAAGGAAGCCGGCCGUGACAUCCAGGAGCGAGCCAUCCGCAACUUCCUGAAGUCCGACCCCGAGUACGGCGAGAAGCUGGCAGAUUCGCUGGGCUUCCCUGCGCUGAAGGCACGGCUCUGA